This is a messenger RNA of Arabidopsis thaliana (thale cress), 1162 nucleotides long. RefSeq names its product Double Clp-N motif protein. The record is from RefSeq and is marked reviewed. The transcript has 6 exons. Bases 63 to 779 code for a protein of 238 amino acids. Lineage: Eukaryota; Viridiplantae; Streptophyta; Magnoliopsida; Brassicales; Brassicaceae. Gene Ontology annotation, cellular component: chloroplast.
UCGCCUAUCUCACUGACUCACCCAAAGCCCGACCAAAAGCUUUUGAUUCCUCAAGAGUGAAAAUGGCGUCGUACACAGUCUCCUUUAUCCCUUUGACGCUCUCUAAUCCUCGGAUCUUUGUUUCGAGACAGAAUGGAUCUCCCUCGUCUUCUUCUCGGAUUCCUCUAACGUCUUCUCUGUUAGGUAAGAAGCUUCUGGCGACACAACCGUCGCAUCGCUGCUUCGUCCCCAAGCUCCGGUGCUUGACCUCGGCCAGCACGGUCUUAAACGUCCCUAUUGCGCAACCGGAGAAUGGUUCUUCGGAUAAGAUCCCAAAAUGGUCGGCGAGAGCUAUAAAGUCACUUGCAAUGGGAGAAUUGGAGGCUAGGAAGCUCAAGUAUCCAAGUACCGGGACCGAAGCCAUUCUCAUGGGUAUUUUAGUCGAAGGCACUAGCACAGUUGCUAAGUUCCUGAGGGGGAAUGGAGUCACACUUUUCAAGGUUCGAGAUGAGACGUUAAGCCUGCUGGGGAAAUCAGACAUGUACUUUUUCAGCCCAGAGCAUCCUCCUCUAACUGAGCCGGCUCAAAAGGCCAUUGCCUGGGCCAUUGAUGAGAAGAAUAAAUCUGAUGUGGAUGGGGAACUAACCACGGCCUACUUGCUUCUGGGGGUUUGGUCUCAAAAGGAUUCAGCAGGCCGCCAGAUUUUGGAGAAGCUCGGGUUUAACGAAGAUAAAGCCAAAGAAGUUGAGAAAUCGAUGAAUGAAGAUGUAGAUUUGAGCUUCAAGAAACAAGGUCAAUAGUGAUGAGGUUUAUAUCGAUUAGAAAAGCUUCUGUAAUUGUUAUGGAGUAGCAAAAGCAACUCUUGAUUAAAGACUCGGCCAAAGACCCCACUUUCAUUAGUAUUCACUUUCCAUACUUGUUUGUGGUUAGUGUCAUUUAGCUUUUCCGCAUUAUCACAAUAUACAACUCUGGCAAAUGAUUCAGUGCUUUGGUUCUCCGAUAGGUUUUUGUUACUAAAACUCACGUCCUCUGUUGAUUAUUGACACCUUGGUGUCUUCAUAUGGAUGCUGGGUAGGUAUUUUCUUUACGCUAAAGAUUGAUUGUUAUCUGAAGGAAUGAAACAGACGAGAUAAAAAAAACUUGCAGAAGAUGGAAACUGUAAUUUCUUUCAAGGGUUAAAAAG